Messenger RNA from Aureobasidium uvarum, 444 nucleotides. NCBI's taxonomy places the organism in Eukaryota, Fungi, Ascomycota, Dothideomycetes, Dothideales, Saccotheciaceae. The record is from the annotation of a GenBank genome assembly.
AUGGCAUCCAAAUACACAGAACAAAACGCAGACAAGGUCAAACAAGCCCACUCGACCCUCUACGAUGCCGGUCUAGAAAUGCGCAACAAAGUCGCCGGAAAGGAAUACGUCGACCGCGCCCUCGCAAACGCGACUUCCGAGUUCGCAAAACCCAUGCAAGAGAAGAUGAAUAGCNUAGCGACAGAAGCAGCUUGGGGGACCAUCUGGACACGACCGGGGCUGGAUCUCAAGACUAGGAGUUUGCUCAAUAUUGCCAUGUUGUGUGCUUUGAAUCGUGGGCCUGAGUUGGCUGUUCACACCCGAGGAGCAUUGAACAAUGGAGCUUCGGAAGUUGAGAUUAGAGAGGUCAUCUUGCAGGCGGCGGUUUAUGCCGGUAUGCCUGCUGGAAUGGAAGGCACAAAAGUUGCUGAGAAGGCUAUCAACGAAUGGAAGGAGAAGCAAUAA